Molecule: messenger RNA, 5024 nt
Organism: Sycon ciliatum
Lineage: Eukaryota; Metazoa; Porifera; Calcarea; Leucosolenida; Sycettidae
Product: DENN domain-containing protein 5B-like
Exons: 35
Coding region: 182-4294 (1370 amino acids)
Molecular function (GO): guanyl-nucleotide exchange factor activity; small GTPase binding
Source: RefSeq, a predicted model, not a curated record
GGAACAGCGAUGUGCGUCUGCUCACACUUUAUUUUAUUUUUACAAUAGUUCAACAAUGUUGCUUGUUGUUCAUUGUGAUUGCAAGUUGUUCGGCCCGAAUGGACCACGAGAAAGGCAGCUGAGCUUGUGAUUCUGUCUUGUACAGUAUCGUUGUCUUGGUCUGGUUGGCGUGGUCAGUGUCAUGGAUGUGGACGUGAAACACCUCGUACGAUUCUUUGCUGUGUGCGCUGUUGGCGAUGAAUUGAAAUCAUAUUUGACUGAAGAUAAUGAACGUGCACCAUUGGAGCGUGCAUACAGUCCCGACGUGAUCUGUCACUUCCCCAAGGAACGGAGCGAGCACAAAUUCAAUAAAGACGCCAGUCGGCUGUCUUUGCCACAUGGUGUACGCUUCUACACCCGGGAAGCUGUACCACAGACUCCAACCUUUCACCCGUUUGUCAUCACGGAUGAGUUAGGUGCGCGCUCAUAUUGCGUGUCUUUGCUCUUCUACCAGCAAGCACAGGAUCCGGACAUCAUCGAGAAGUUUGCCAAACUGCAGGAUGAGUUUCUCUCUGCACAUCCGGACCAUGCUGGAAAGGUGACCUGGAAGCGCGGCGAUACCCUCAUGCAGGCCAAAACUCUUCUCCUGGUGUUGAGCGGCCCGUACAGUAUGUUUGGUCGGCACAUCCUGGAGCAAAUGUUAGCUUGUGGCCAUGCUGAGGGUGGAAGUGAUUUGGUAGCUCAACACCUCCACUGCUUGCUACAUUCGGUGUUUUUGCCCAAGCCCGGAUGUAUGGUCGAGUACCCCGGGCCGUUUGGGCGUGCAUUCUGUCGUCUGCCACUCGAGAAGAGCAUGCCGGCCGUGGACUUUUCACUGCGCCGCUUGCUGCAGAAGUUCUCGGUGAACGACAUCCUCUUGAUCCUGAAAUGCCUUCUCCUGGAGUCCUACUUUCUUAUCGUGUCCAAAGAUCUCCACGAGAUUGGAAUGUUUACAUAUGUCUUGCCACUGCUGAUAUUCCCGUUCUACUGGGACCAUGCAUAUAUACCGGUUCUGCCCAUGGUUGACGAUCCGGCAGUGUUCUUCGAUGCACCGUGUCCAUUUAUCAUGGGCUUCAAAAUUGAUUGCAAGUCACCGGCUCGGGAUGACCUGCCAUUUGAGAUUCGAGAGGAGGUCUGUCUCAUCAACAUUGACUUUGGACAUGUGGACAUCGAGGUGCACAAGAACGUGCCUCUACCCAAGGCCGCUCUUCUGAUGGCCAACCUGAAGGAAAAGCUCGAGACGCACGACAUCCAGUCACCGCUUCUUGGCCCGCGCACUCCAGACUCUCGGCCGAGUACGACCAGCGGCUUGUCAUCGGUGUGCGAGAGCGCUGACCUGUUUCAGCGUGACAUGGCCGUUUGCUGCAAUCUGGACAAGCCUUCGCCCAAAGUUAAAGUUCACCAUCGGCAUGUACUCAGAAGACAAAUCUCUCCCACUAGCUCACCGACAGCGCAGUUGAGAUCAACACCCACAAAGUCAUCCUCGCCAGGCGGCGCUCCGCAGUCGAAGGCGAAAGCUCGUUUGGCGCGCAUCGCACUGGAGGCUGGAAUUCCCACAUCGUUCUCGGACUCAGCACGUGUGGACGAGCCGCAGAACACUGGUGGUGUGCAAGCGGAGCCCGAAGAUGCUGAGAGGUCGCAGUCUUCUAACGAUCCCUAUGUGAAGGAACUGCAGCGGAAAUGGGCAAUCGAAGAAGACGGCUUUGGCGAGAUGCAGAAAUUCAACAGUGAAAUUCAGCAGGUGUUCCUGGACUACUACAUAUCUCUACUGCAUGAUUACUCUCUCUACAUUUGUGAAUCGCAGAGUGACUUUGUCAUUUUUGACAAGGAGUCAUUCUUAUCGGAUCAGCCUGCCAGUUUGCUUGGCUUCUUUGAAAUAUUCCUGGAAACGGCACUAUUCAACAAGCUUAUUGAGUCCAAGUUUGGUGAAAAGCUGGGCACUGUAUCGCGGUCUCUAGAAUACUUUGAGGAAUGUGUAAGGAAAGCCACCUCAAGAAGUGAUGUGCAACAAGUGCCAUCUGGAGAGAAAUCCAGAAGGAGAGGCAAAUCUCACGCUUUUAGGUUUGAGGUCUUUCAACAGCAAGCGCAGCCGGAAAGGCCGCAAAGCUCCAGUAAUGAUUUGUUGUCAGGAGAUGAGAGGUCAAUGAGCCGUCACAGCUCUGAGCUUACAUCACCAGUGGAAGAUGGCAAGACGCUUGACAUGCCUUCGAGUGGUCACAAUAACAGCCUUGGUGUACCGAAUGUGAACGGAGACGGUAGCAGCCCAACGUCGUCGGGUAUCGGUCAGCUGCGAUUGCAAGCCUCCGUCACUCCAGAGCCUGGGACUGGCCCAUCCAAUGGCAGUGGAGCCCGUACUCCAGACACUGGCAAUCUUCUCCUUGGCCUACUACCGACCAUCUCCACGAACUCACUGCCAAGCACUGCCACCUCCCAAGCAACAUUCGUGCGGCAGUUGUUACGUGAUUGCCGGGUUAAGGUGAAGCGACUGCUGGUUAGCAAGAUGGGCCGCGAUGCAAUGAUGCUGGGCCAUGCUGAUCACGCCGGUGGUUUGCUGGAAGACAACAGCCUGAUCACCAGCCUGUGUGAAUUGCUGGAAAGAGUAUGGAUGCAUGGCAGUGUGCAAGGAAAGCAUGCAUCAUCCACCCAGGGGAAAUCGGUCAUGUGGACACAUCUUGAAACAUACUACGAGGAACGAAGAGACCUGUUGGAAGAAGCGUGUAUGCCGGCAGAUGACGAGUUGUUUCCUGGCAGCAAACACAGAGCCUCAGUGAAUGAUGGCGUGGCAGCCGAGUCCAACUCACUGUUGAGCAAUGAUGGGUCGUCACCCCACCACAGUCCAAGCAUGUCGUCAGAUAAGUCCGUUUCGUCUUCGUCGUCAUCAUCCAUGUCCCGGUCCAUCAGCUCGCCAAGCAUCAGCGACCUAGCCUCCAACGUCAAGCUGUUUGCCAACAAUCUGAGACGAGAGCGGCGCUCGCUAGGCCGACUCCACGAGCUACCCAUCAUGGACCAGCACGUGGGUGCUCACGUCCGUUUGUUACGUGCUCGGUACUGCAGCAGUGCUCCAACGCAACCGGCAGUGGGCCUGCUUGAUGAUAUAAGGAGUGUCAAGGAGAUGGCUGCGAUCAAAACUGACAUUGGCUUUGCCCGUGCCUUCGUUCGCUUAUCACUGGAGAAGAAAGUGCUGUCAAGUCACAUCGCAGAGCUGGUUCAGGACAGGAUGAUGCUACAGAGUUCCUAUCGAGAAUAUGCAUUCUUGCGGUGCGAAGACGAGCUGGAGCAGUUUCUCAUUCAUCUGCUUUCACUGACGACAGUGGACGUGUUUUGUUUCUCAACUCGCUACUCUCAAACUGUCUUUCGCUAUUCACUGGUAUUGCUUCCCUGCGCUGCUGGUAUUCGGCAACAAACGACCAGUGGUACCUGUCAGCUGUUUGGUAGCCAUGGCAUCUCGGAGGUCAUCCAGUUACCGGAGCAAUCGGGCAGUGUCUCUGUUGAGAUCACCAACUUGGGCAUACUGGAAAGCAUGAUUCUUCGCUGUCCAGGGUUGUGCAUUACAUCGCGCUACUCUCGUAUGUUUGUAGUGUGCAGUGUAACAGACGCCUGUUAUGAAUUCGUAGUGGAUAGCUGGGUGAGAGCAGAGGACAACAAUCAGGAGCUGUUACUUGUGGCAACACAGGUCUCACCUAAUACAGUGCUGGAAGCAAGCCUUCCAUCCCGGCGCGUGAGUGGAGGUUCCCCACCAACAUCGGUAGACAGCACAGGAGGUGCUCGGUUACGUGAAAACGUUGCGUCUUGCGUCAACAACUUCGCCAAGUACCUAGACAAGGCGCUGCCACCGUCUCAGACGCUCACAGGCCUUAUUUGGGGUCCGGACGGCCUGUGCCAUCAUCUGCAAGAGGUAUUCACGCACGGCUUGAAGCCCUCUCGGGUGUUGAGAUCAAGGCGGCCUGCCUGGGAAUUCAUUGAGAAACUAUGCGCCAAUGAGUCAGAUGUCCCUGCAACAUUGGCCUCCGUUUUCGCAGCACUGGAUCGCAAGACAACUGUGUCGAAAUCAGUGAAGUUUUACGAGUUUGUUUGCCAUGGCCUUAGGACGAAAGAGUUGCCUAUCUGGGUGAGUUUCAUAUUCAAGUCCAGCCUGCGCAUGAAGAUGUACCAGCAGUGGGCGCUGCUAUGGGAUGGGGAGCUGACAUUCCACAUCCUGGCCGUGAUUGCCUGGCUGUGUGAGCUGGAGUUCCAGUUGCCCACAUCCAUCAGCAUGUUCCUGACCAGUGUGAGAUGAGUUCAGGCCAUGCACCGGUCCAAACUCCUGAGUGCACAGGCAAGCUUUAUCUGUUUUCAUUUUUAUUUUUUUCUAGUCGGUUCCGAGUACCUUUUCAGUGAGCCUAGAACCAAAGUUAUCAGUCCACCGCCUCCCUAUCCAGAGUUUAUCAACAGUUUAUCUUCCGUGUGUUUCAUUCACCUCAUCAGAGAAUGUCCCCUUUAGCACUCCCCUACCGAUUAUUCUAAUAUUUAAUCCCACUAUCUAUUCUGUUAUUCCUCCCAAUCGAUUGUGCUCAGUAGUAGUAUUCUGUUGCUGUCAUUGCUUUUAUGAUUGUUUGCUAGUGGAACACGGCCACUGCUGCUGCUGCCGGUGCCGCUGUUGCUGCCCUUGCAGCUGGUAUUGUCACGGUUAGCUUGCACGAAUGCCCACCACGGCUACCGAUCAGAAAAUGCAGAUGAUCUAUAAUUAUCAAAAUGUCCAAUGGUCGCGAUAUGAAACUACCGGUAUCUUCCUGUGAAUGGACGAGAGCCCCUGCAGCCGAUAUAAGAGAAAUAGGUGUGUUUAUGUGUGUGUGUGUGUGUGUGUGUGUGUGUGCCCGCGCACGUUUGUGUGUGUCUGUUUGUUGCCCAUGCGCGGAGUUUCAAAAUCUUUCCCCUCAUUAUUAGCACCUUUCCAACCUAUUAUAUUCCACAAUGUUUUAUGUUAUACCACUGAUGUGUGUUAUGAAGAUAUCCAAUUUUCAAACUCA